Molecule: messenger RNA, 416 nt
Organism: Quercus robur (English oak)
Lineage: Eukaryota; Viridiplantae; Streptophyta; Magnoliopsida; Fagales; Fagaceae
Product: ABC transporter A family member 1-like
Exons: 3
Coding region: 1-294 (97 amino acids)
Biological process (GO): lipid transport; transmembrane transport
Cellular component (GO): membrane; intracellular membrane-bounded organelle
Molecular function (GO): ATP hydrolysis activity; ABC-type transporter activity; lipid carrier activity
Source: RefSeq, a predicted model, not a curated record
AUGGAAAAAGUAGUGGAGUUCGAUUUGCUGAAGCAUGCGGACAAACCAUCAUUUUCCCUUAGUGACAGAAACAAGCACAAAUUAUAUGUUGCAAUUGCUAUGAUAGGAGACCCUCCUAUAGUCAUUCUAGAUGAGCCAUCCACAGGUAUGGAUUACCUUGCCAAACGAUUCAUGUGGGAAGUGAUAUCUCGUUUAUCUACCAGGAGUGGAAAGACAGCAGUAAUUCUUACAACUCACUGCAUGAAUGAAGCUCAAGCUCUGUGCACAAGGAUUGGGAUAAUGGUUGGAGGCUGACUAAGAUGCAUUGGGAGUCCACAGCAUCUGGAAACACGAUUUGGAAAUCACCUUGAGCCAAAGGUAUGUAUGAUGACUUGCAAACAUUUGGAGCUUUUUCGGGAAAUUAAAUUUUUGUUCCC